UGCUAUGAGCCUAUGACGCUGCAUGCAGAACAAUCUCUGCAAGUCGUCAUCGUCGGAGGAACUCUGUGUCAUCCUCCGUCGUUGUUGAAGGGACGAAACUAACCUGGUGUGAGCCUACUGAUCUUGGACUAUUCAAGUGUAGCUGUAGGGGUAGUACCGGUGUCUUUCUCAUUGGCGGGAGAACUAUUUUCUUCGUGGACUCCACUGUUCCAGCGUCCUUUUUUUCUCGGCACGAUGAUGGAAGACGAUCCCGCGCUAGGUGAGCCUUCACCUUCUUCUAAUCCGGCCACGUCGAACAUCGAUCUUUCAACAGACACAUCGUUGGUCGUUGAUAUCUCAGACGCCCUCAGUGAGCAUGAAAAAGUCAAGUUCACCGUACACACGAAGACAACUCUACCCGAGUUUCGCCAGAGUGAGUUCUCCGUUGUUCGUGAGCAUGAAGAAUUUGUCUGGCUCCAUGAUCGCUAUGUCGAGAAUGAAGAGUAUGCUGGUAUCGUGAUUCCACCUGCACCGCCGCGUCCAGAUUUUGAUGAGUCGCGCGAUAAGCUGUACCGCUUGGGCCAAAGUGAAGGUCAGAUGACCAAGGCAGAAUUUCAAAAGAUGAAGGCUGAACUUGAGGCUGAGUACCUCGCCGAGUUCAAGAAGACAGUAGCCAUGCACGAGGUGUUCUUGUCUCGGAUUGCUGGCCAUGCACGCCUGCGCAACGAGCAUAACUUCCGUGUGUUCCUUGAGUACAAGGAUGAGCUGCAAGUGCGUGGCAAGAACAAGAAGGAGCGUCUUGGUGGGUUGUUCAAGAACCUGGGAAAGACCGUAGAUGAAGCAAUGUUGGCUAACUACAAAGAUGUGGAUGAGUCGUUUGAGAAAGAGAAGACCUUUUUGUCGGCCUACCAUGUCAAGGUUAAGGAUGCCACUCGAUUUGCUGACAGGAUGACACGUUCUCAUAAGGGUGUUGCAGAUUGCCAUAUUCCCAUUGCCAUUUGUCUACAUCAGCUUGGAACAAGCGAUCCCACUGAGCUGAGCAAGUUCUUGACAAAGAUUGGUGAAACGUUUGAACGGGCACGGAAACUUGAAGGCCGUGUUUCGUCCGAUUGUGAUCUAAAACUAUCGGAUACGCUACGUUACUAUGAGCGGGACUCUCAGGCUGCACUGGAUCUGCUUUACCGCCGCACUCGCAGUCUCGCCAACCUCGAGAAGUCCAACAAUGCCCUCACCAAGGCAAGGACGAAGGGCAAGGGAGUAGCGGAGGCUGAGGCCGCUCAGAAGCUGUGUGAGGAGAAAUUCAACCACCUCUCUGAAAUUGGAAAGCAAGAACUUGGCAACUUCAAGGCUCGCCGGCUGACGCAGUUCCGUAAAAACAUGACUGAGCUUGCUGAGUUGCAAAUCAAGCAUGCCAAGGCUCAGUUGAAGCUUCUCCGCGAAGUGUCGGAGGCCCUACAGUAACCCCCCGGCCAUGCAACAAUGCGGUUGCUGCUCUGAUGCGGUUCAAUGCACCAGUAUACACUGCUUUGCUCAUGACUGUUGCGACUAGCUUGUUCUCCAGGUGCUGAUGCUUGGGGCAAAUAUUGUGUUAAUAUUGCUAUCAGUUGUCCCAUGCCUUGUGCGUGUUCCGUGUGUUCGGGAAUGUUGAAUGUUUGCACGCCACACCCCUGCUCAAGUGCACAUCGAUAGCCUUUUUUUGGUCACACUUUUACUACUUGUUUUCAUGCAGUCAACCAAGCACUCAGCCUAGUGCAUCAAUGAAAACUCUUUUUUUCGAAUGCGGCUUUCCGGUUGCUUGUCUCUGUUAUGUGUAGAUGUGUUGGUUGAAUUGUUCAAUUGGUAUAUCUUUCUGUGCUGUUUUCUGUCAUUCGGAAACCUGCUGACUGUGCUGCAGAGUUUGUUCAAUUUUUAUCCAUCUUGCUAAAUUUGCUAUGUUCUACAAUACUCGAAAAAAUUCCAAUAACUUUAUUUCUCAUCGUCGCCCAUGAAAUUCGUCGAAACUUUUUUUUCUUUUUUUUAAUGUGCCGUGCUGUUGUCCUGCGUCGUCUACUAGACUGUUCCCAGCUGCAUGUUGGAAUAAUGCCAAUGAUUUUAUUUGCACACUCUGUUUUCAGCAUGCAAGCACUUAUUUGAAGAGUUCAUUAGAGGAGAGAAAGGAAAAUCCCAUUCUUCUUUUUUCUGCAGGAACUUUCCCAAUCAUUCUUGUUUUAGGUGGCUGUUAUCCUGCCGAUAGCAAACAGUUUGCAUUGAAAUUAUAGUUCAAUCUGACAAUUAUCUUUUGCCAAAGCGCUGGUUCGAAUUUCGUAUGCAGUGUAUUCCA
Sycon ciliatum is the source of this 2299-nucleotide messenger RNA. Its product is annotated as sorting nexin-6-like. The record is from RefSeq and is a predicted model, not a curated record. Gene Ontology annotation, molecular function: phosphatidylinositol binding. Lineage: Eukaryota; Metazoa; Porifera; Calcarea; Leucosolenida; Sycettidae. The transcript is spliced from 18 exons. Bases 235 to 1440 code for a protein of 401 amino acids.